AUGUCUUCCCAGUAUUCUGGAGGAGGUCCGGCGAUCCAUCAUCCCCGCCCCAAUUACUACCCGUACACCUUUCAGCAUGACCCUCCUCUCCACUCCAGUUCCCGCCGUCGCCGCCGCGACGAUGACGACCCCUAUCAACCCUAUCUGCCUCUGCCCCACGCGCACUCCUACGGAGCCACCGCCGUCGUCACCGGCACCGUUCCCUGCCAUGUCCCCCGAAAUCCACUCGUGCUCUCACACCUCCAAGAGUGCCUCUUUCCGCCUCUCCCUCAACCUCACCCGGCCGCGGGUCCACCACCGACGAAGCGGGCCCGCCGCGCGCCAGAUACUCGGUGGGAUCCGCCGCCGCCAACGCUGCAGCCGGCACUUGUCCCGGUGGCGCCAGAGAGGCCUCGGGAUGUAGGAGCUUCCGCCGGGGCGUUGCUUUCGCGGGACGAGAUCGAGAGGCGGUCUCCAUCAAGGAGGGACGGGAUCGAUUCCGCGCUUGAGGCCAGGCUGCGUGCGUCCUACUGCGCAUACCUGCGCUGCCUCGGCAUCCGGCUCGGGCUGCCGCAGACAACAAUUGCGACGGCUGUGGUGUUCUGCCAUCGGUUCUUCUUCCACAGAUCUCACGCCUACCAUGAUAGAUUUUUGGUUGCGACCGCAGCCUUGUUCCUGGCAGCAAAGUCAGAAGAAACAGCAUGCCUUUUGAAUACUGUUCUUAGGGCUUCAUGUGAGAUUUCUCAAAAUCAAGAAUUCAAUCUGCUUCCUUACAUGCUACGUGGUCAGGACUGGUUUGAACAGUACAGAGAGCGUGUAAUACAGACAGAGCAAAUGAUACUUACAACACUUGAUUUUGAACUUGAAGUAGCCCACCCAUAUGCUGCCCUAUCCUCUGCUUUGGGCAAACUGGGACUCUCCCAUACUGUUCUAUUUAAUGUGGCUUGGAAUCUGAUCAAUGAAGGUUAUUAUAGAAAACAGCCAAGUUAUCUUGUAAAACUUUCACUCUAG
Molecule: messenger RNA, 990 nt
Organism: Miscanthus lutarioriparius
Lineage: Eukaryota; Viridiplantae; Streptophyta; Magnoliopsida; Poales; Poaceae
Source: the annotation of a GenBank genome assembly